Molecule: messenger RNA, 1026 nt
Organism: Plutella xylostella (diamondback moth)
Lineage: Eukaryota; Metazoa; Arthropoda; Insecta; Lepidoptera; Plutellidae
Product: putative isoaspartyl peptidase/L-asparaginase CG7860
Cellular component (GO): cytoplasm
Molecular function (GO): asparaginase activity
Source: RefSeq, a predicted model, not a curated record
CAUUUUUACAUCUCCUCUUCACCAGACAAUGGACCCCAUAGUCCUAGUCCACGGCGGCGCGGGAGACAUCCCCGACAGCCGGGUGGCGGGCAAGCUUCGCGGGUCCAAGAUGGCGGCUGCGCGUGCACACAGACUGCUGCAGGCGGGGGGCAGUGCGUUGGAGGCCGUGGAGGCGGCCGUGGUUGUGAUGGAGGAGGAUGAGAGCUUUAAUGCGGGCUACGGCUCAGUGCUCAACCUUCGCGGCGAGGUGGAAAUGGAGGCCAGCAUCAUGCGAGGGUCGGACCUGGCAGUCGGCGCCGUGACGCUGGUGAAGGACUUCAAGCAUCCCAUCAGCAUAGCCCACAGGGUGCUGACUGACUCGCCCCACUCGCUGCUGGGAGCUGAGGGUGCUAAGAUCUUCGCUUUGGAGAAGGGCUUCAAGACUGUGCCACCAGAGUCGCUCAUCAGCCAGAACGCGAGAGAUGCUCUCAACAAAUUCCUGGAGCAUCGCGAAUUUGGAAGAACCGAAAUAGGUGCAGAGCAUGAGGGUGGAGUGGGCACCGUAGGCGCGGUCGCCAUAGACUCGACCGGCUCUAUAGCCGUGGCCACCAGCACAGGGGGAAUGAGCGGCAAGGCGGUCGGCCGUAUAGGAGACACGCCACAGAUCGGCAGCGGGACCUACGCUGAUGAUGGAGUCGGAGGGGUGUCUACUACAGGACACGGUGAAUCGAUACUGAAAUACUGUUUAGCUCACAGCAUCGUCAAGCUAAUGGAAGGUGGUUUGGACGCCGGCACCGCAACAAAAACUGCGGUCAAUGGAAUGACAAAACGCCUCAACAACACGGCAGGUGCUAUAACACUGUCCAAGAGUGGACAAGUGGGGGUCCACUUCAGCUCCAAGAGAAUGUCCUGGGCGUACAUUAGAGACGGGAAAUAUUACUACGGGAUUGAACAGGGAGAGGUGUUGAGUGAAAAGUUUGAGUGAAUGAAUUCGAAUCAUUCGUUCAGUUAAGUAAGUUGGUUAAGAAUUUAAAGUUUUGCUGUGUU